Messenger RNA from Cylindrotheca closterium, 4440 nucleotides. The record is from the annotation of a GenBank genome assembly. Lineage: Eukaryota; Bacillariophyta; Bacillariophyceae; Bacillariales; Bacillariaceae.
AUGCCAACGGUCUAUUCUGAUCCAGAGGCAGGCUGGGGCAAUGAUGCUCCAAUUGGGGACGAAGAUAAAAGUCAACUGACGCCACCCGUCCAAAUUCAGCUGAAUGACCCUUCUUACCAUCACUCAGAUGACUCUGGUAGCGAAUGGGAGGAAGAUAUUUCUGUUGAAGACGUCAAAGGGGAAGGCGAUAUGCAUGGUCAAUAUAGUCGACGGAAGUCAAGUGAUGAACUAUCUCAUAGUACACGUAGCAUGCCAACAACUUCACUAUGUGUUUCGAUGGCUGGAUUGGGAGUGGGUGUUCCAACAAAUCACGAAUUUGAGGAAGUAGGAUCUGCGGAUGGGCAUUCGCACCGAAAGCGCAGACACGGUAGCAGAAAACCCAAGCUACAAGGCAGCCGCUCUCGCUCGCUGUCUGAUUUAGAUGCAAACAAUGACUGGGACGAUGCCAUUCUUCCAAUUCAGGAGGCAGACAAUGAUAGACGUCGCAGGCGGCACCAUGGACAACAUGGACACAAGCGCAACAGUAAUGUCAACAGCAGGGGCAAGUUGUUAGGAAGCAGCUCUCGCUCGCUGUCUGAUUCAGAUAACAGCUGGGAUAGCAAUAUCGUUCCAAUCAAGAAGGAUGCAAAGAAUUCUGGACAUAAUCGAAACAAGCGCAACAACAAAAGUAGCAGGAGCAAAGGCAACCAUCAGUCUCGGCGACGAAAAAGUAACAGCAGAAGUGGGAGUAGCGAUAGCAGAAGCAUGAGCAGUGAAAGACACGGAAACAGUGGUACAAGAAAUAUUGAAAGACAUGUUAGUUUUAGCUCUUCUACUGAACCCUCCGAAGAGCCGAUUGGUAUCGGUGAGAGUGAAAGGUCUGCAGUGUACUUGAACAAGGCCGCACAAAAGAUCCAAAACCGAUUUCGCGGUGCUCGGAAAGCAAGAGAAGAAGCAUCUGGGGCCGAUUCUGAAACCGAUUCUUUUGAGGAAACCACGUCUCAAGAAUCCGAGGCCGUAGAGGAGGAUGAUAUCGGACACACCAUUACGAUGGCAUUUAUCUUGAUAUUCAGCGUCGCCAUGAUGUCAAAACGAUGGAUUAUAAAAUGCUUCGAAGGAUGUCGGGGGAACCAAAAGAGAUCUGGCAGAAGACAGAACAAUCGCGAUCACGAUGGUCAUGAUGAUCCAGAAAUGGUGAAUCCAGACGAGAUUCCCGUGGAUGGGAAUGCCAAUAUGCACGGACAGGCACAAACGGGACCAACAACUGGGCCGACUGCCCCAGCACCGGGGGGUAUGGAAUCCAUGAUGGCGACUCAGGCGGCGAGUAGCGCAGCAGGAGGCGCCGCUUCAGGAGUAUCCGCUGGGAUUGCAGCCGGGGCUGCUGCAGCAGGUGCCGCAACAAGUGCCAUGGCAGCAGCAGGUGUCGCAGCAUCAGCCACUCAACUAGUAACAGCCGCUGUUGUGGGUACGACAGUUGUAGUCGCUUCCAGUGUUGCAGUAUCAAAUGUAUUAACUGCGACACCGGUACCGUUUCCGAUAGUAUCGACUUGCGGGAUUGAGUCUCCCGUCUUUCAUAACGGUGCCAUUGGUCUAUCAUUUGAAGGAUUCGAGCGAGGGUUUAAUGCUCGAGAACAGCAAUUGGUGGAAACCUUGGUGGUGGACUCGUACAAUCUCAUUACUAGGGGCAUCAAUCAAGAAGGCAAUAAUUGCGCUGAUGCGUAUCAGCGCGAGAUGCAGAAUUCGACAAUGUUCGAUCAAGUUUUCAAUGCCGAGAAUGACGAGAAUCCGUCAUCACUUGACGUGACGCUGGAUUCUUGGGUGAUUUGCAACGGAUGUCCCAAUGAUCUACCCAUGAUCGGUCGGUAUGCAAAUGCUGAAGUCCCAUCAGCUAGCCGUAGAUUACAAAAUGGGGAGGAUAGCUUGAAUGUGAAAUUGGAUCUUGACCUCCUCGAUCAGCUCUUGAAAGAGGUCGCAAGAAAGAUUGUUGACUUCGCUGACUCUGGGGAGCUGGCCGAGUCCUUCAUUCCGUCGAAGAUUGCACUUAAGGGUCAACCGCCUUCAUCAAACAUUGACUCUGAAGGCGAAGCUAGUAUGCCUCUAAUAUUUUUGAAUUUGCCGAUCGGAUACGAAGACCCCACGUCAAGCAAUGGUCGAGAGGUUAUAUUUCCUCGAACUUCGGUUUGUGGUUCAUCUGAUCCAGAAUUCUAUCCAGGAAUCUGGCGCUUGUCACUGCAAGGCGUCGCCCGAACAAUUGCGACUGAUGAAGUCAGAGUUAUCGAAGACUUGAUGCUGGAAACCUACAACGGUGUGGUCAUCGGUAGAAUUGCGCAGCCAGAAUGCUCUGACAGAUACCAACGAGAAAUGUCAAGGGCACGGCUCAUAGACCAGCAGUUUAUCAGGGCCCAAGGUAAUGAUACAGUAUCAUCACUCGAAAUGACUUUCAAGACAUGGCUUAUCUGCAAUGGAUGUUCGAAUGCGAUUCCGUUGUUUGGGACAGCUGAUGAAAUAGAGAAUGGCAACGGGUUUUCAUAUGAUUCUCGGAUGAUGGAGGUCGCUCUCCGCGAUAUUAUUGCUCGGAUGGUGGGCCUGAUCAAUAGCGAUGCUCUUUCAUCUAGCCUUCUUCCAAACAAGGUAUCAAUCCUUCCUCCGACCCAAGCCGGGUCCAACGGAAAUGGAGGUGGACAAGGCACAGCAUUGGAGCCUUUGUUGAACGUGCGCAUCAUCAUCGAAACCGACGAAAAUGGGGACCUCUUGGCGAAUGUUCCAAAACCAUCCGCAUGCGGACUAUUCGACCCCAACUUCUACCCAGGCGAGCUGCGGAUGACCUUUGAGGGUUUCGAAAGGGUCUUUACGGAAGAGGAAGCUGCGUUGAUCGAGCCAAUCGUGUUAUCAUCUUACAACGCAUUGACGAAGGGUCCGAACACCGAAGAGGGCAUAUGUGUCGAUGAGUAUAAGCGGGAGAUGACAAAUGCCGAUCUCGCGGACCAAACGUUUUCGGUACCUCCCGGUGGUGAUGAAGCGUCGGUACUGGAUUUGGUAUUUGAGACAUGGGUGACAUGCGAUGGUUGUUCAGAAGAAGAGGCCGUAUUUGGGUCCGCGGGUAGUAGCGUUCGAAGAAGGACUCAAGAUGGCGUUGGUGGCGAUGGCUUGGACUUGGACUUUGUGGAGAUUCAUAUGGAAGAAGUCGUGGCAGGAAUCUUUGAGCUUGUACGGAUCGGUGCUCUACCCGCUAUAUUCGUUCCAGACAAGGUAUACGUCAAACGCAGGGGGGCAGAUGGUGGAAACGGAGCUGUUUUGUUGGAUGUCCCCAUCAUCGUGAGUUAUCGGGCACAGACAGGAUUCUUUGUCCAGUUUCCGGGACCAAGUCAAGCUCCGUCGAUGAGUAUGGUACCUAGUAGCAUGCCAAGUGAUGUUCCUUCAUUGAGUAUGGUCCCAUCGGAAGUCCCCUCUGACGUUCCAUCGGACUCUCCCAGUGUGGUUCCAAGUGAUGUGCCCAGUGUGAUUCCUAGCGACAGUCCGAGUAGCAUUCCAAGUGCGAUACCGAGUAGCAUUCCAAGUGCGAUACCGAGUAUGCAGCCAAGUUCGGUGCCAAGCGCAAUACCAAGUGACUCGCCCAGUGAGGUUCCAAGUAGUCUUCCUUCUAUGCUACCGUCCACCAUUCCGAGUGUACCGCCUUCGGAUAUACCAUCCGUGAUUCCUUCGGAAAGUCCAUCAAUGAUUCCAAGCGUGAUUCCAAGCGAGAUGCCAUCUACUGCUUAUCAAGGAUGUUUCGUUGAGACUCCUGCUUUUCCGAAGAUGGAUCUAUUACUAGGAGGAGCUUGGAAUGUUGAUAAUUGUAUAAACCAGUGCGCAAGCUUUGGCUACAGGUAUGCCGGCUUGAGUAUUUCAAGUGUUGCCGAUCACACUUGUUAUUGUGGCAAUUCGUUUGACACGACAGCUCAAGUGGAUGAUGCCGAAUGUGAUAAUGAUUGCAGUGGGUCGUGCGGUGGUACUGUUAGGACAAGUGUUUACAUUGCCGGUAAUCACCCUGUGGGAGGAGCUGACGGAUUUACUUCGGACUUGUAUUGCGAUUGCCAUAGAGACUGGGUACUCACUUUGACUGGCACAAGACCAGACUUGACAAAUCGAGUCAGCACUAGGGCGUCGGUCAAAGGAUGCAUUGCGUUGUGUCGCCGCGACGGUUACAGGUAUGCCGGUCUCCAAAACGGAAGAGAGUGCUUCUUGAUCCAAACCUCUUAUCCAGCACCUCCCAAGCAUGCAAUGAUUCCAAGCAUGAUUCCAAGCGAGAUGCCUUCUACUGUUUAUCAAGGUUGUUUAGUCGAAACACCUGCUUCUCCGAAGAUGGAUCUGUUACUAGGAGCAGCUUGGAAUGUUGAUAAUUGCAUUGACCAGUGCGCAAGUCUUGGCUACAGGUUUGCCGGCUUGAGUACUUCAGGCGCUCACGACAGCUCAAGUAGAUGA